GUCUUAACAAACAAGUAAUUUAAUUAAGAAUAUUUCAGAUUAAGAAUGUCGAGAUGUUACAAGACAACGAUAACGGAUCUUCAGGGUUUACAAGCUGUAACUGAUGAUAAACGAGUAUUAAAACAAAUAUUGAUUGAUGUUCUCAACCUGAGGACUGGAAUGGAAGAUAACCUACUUCUAAUACAGAAUGUCUAUCACACUGUAAAAAAUAUCAAGUCCGUGAGCACAGAUUUGAUGAAUGCAAUAUCCGUAGUUCAGCAACAUAUUGAUUCUAUGAAUAGAGUGUGUACACUGGGAGUAUCCUGGCUCAAAUAUGAUGUGGAUUUUUCUCUUAAUUACAUCACAGACGCUCAAAAUGAAAGAGACGACCCGAAACCGAAAGAGAAUCCUGAAUGUGAGAUUAAGAUUGAAAUACCAGAUUGGAAGAACGCAGUUAUCAUUGAUCACAAAAAUGAUAUGAAUAUCACAGGCUGCGUGGAAAACUCGGAAACCGAACAUGUAGACUCACUAGUUGUCAACAUCAUGGAAACUCAAGUUUAUCCAGCCACCGACGAUGUAAAACGAGUAGAUGUAAAGGAAGCUGUCUGUGUAGAACCUGGAGUUAAAAACUGCGUUAAAUCUAUAGACAAACUGAUUCCCAAAAUGAAAACGAGUAAACGCGUAAAAAAAGAAAUGGUAUUAAAACAGGAAACUCAGAGUUCUGAAUCAAAUGAAGGAUCUGAUAAAAAUGACGUUUUUAGAUUUCCAUGCAAUUUGUGUGAUUAUAGAACAAAUCGUAAGAACACCUUAAAGAGGCAUACAUCAAGUGUUCAUUUAAAAAUUCGAUAUAAUUGUGAUGAAUGCAACAAAACCUUUUCCCAACCCAAGAGUUUAGAAAGACACAAACUGAAUAUUCACCAGGGAGAAAGGGUGUAUUGUGAAGAAUGUAGCUUUUCUACUCCCCGGGUGGAACUAUUGAAGCUUCACCAAAACAGUGUUCAUAAAGAUAUCAAGUUUGUUUGUACUUCAUGUGAUUUUAUCGGACUUACAGAACGCCAGUUUAUUAUACACAAGGUGUUGAGGCACAACGAGACGGAUAUAGCUGAAAAUCAGACUAGUUUCCCCUGUGAUAAAUGUGAUUAUGUGGCGGGUUCAAUAUCGUAUCUAAAGAUACACGUGAGAAAGCACAACAAUGGUGACGAUGAAUCUUUAAUAUGUGAUCAGUGUGAAUACGUGGCUCCUAGAAAGUUAAACUUGAAAUUGCACAUGGAGAACAAGCAUAGCAGUGUUUUGUACACUUGUGAUCAAUGUGAAUACAAAUGUUACAGUAAAGUAACAUUUAAGCUGCAUAAAAAAAAGCACGAAGGUAGAUUUUUAUGCGAUCAAUGCCCCUUCAUUGGAACAUUAAAGUCUCACUUAAAAAACCAUAUGAAAAUUAAACAUGACGGAUUUAGAGUUCCUUGUGAUUCUUGCAAGUUUAUGGCUCAAACUCAGCAGCAUUUAAAAAGACAUAAAGAAGCUGUUCACAUUGGGGUUAAAUACCCCUGUGAUCUUUGCUCAUUUUCAUUUUCAAACAAAUCAAAUCUAAAAGAGCACAAAGCCUGCAAGCAUGAUGAUACUAAACAUCCUUGUGAAGAGUGUGAUUAUUUGGCCUCGUCGCAAAUAGCUCUGAGAAAGCACAUGAAAACUAAGCACCCCUGUGCAACACAACUGCACCCCUUUAAGUGCCACGAAUGACUUCCCCGAAAAACUUGUUAGCAUGAAAUUUAAUGAAUCUUGUACAAGACUUUUAAACAGAGAUUUUGAUACAGAUCAAAAUUGAACGAACGUGGAAACUGUAACUCAUCAUUUAUUAAACGUUUUUGUAUUCUACCCACCUUUGUAUACUCGACAUAAAAAAACUGGUUUCCUGUUUAAAAUUAUAUUUUCAGAA
Molecule: messenger RNA, 1912 nt
Organism: Eurytemora carolleeae
Lineage: Eukaryota; Metazoa; Arthropoda; Copepoda; Calanoida; Temoridae
Product: zinc finger protein 142-like
Exons: 5
Coding region: 46-1716 (556 amino acids)
Biological process (GO): regulation of transcription by RNA polymerase II
Cellular component (GO): nucleus
Molecular function (GO): DNA-binding transcription factor activity, RNA polymerase II-specific; RNA polymerase II transcription regulatory region sequence-specific DNA binding
Source: RefSeq, a predicted model, not a curated record